AUGUGUUUCGAGAGUGUGAGUGCACAUUUAACAUUUUACAAUAAUGCAGUUGUUUUAAUUUUUUUUAACAAGUUAUUGAGAUCGAGUUGGAAUGAAGUUGCCCAUUCUAUCAUUCCUUCACUUUCUAUAAAACCUGGAUGUAUUUAUAUUCUGAUAGGACUAAAUUGGGGUGCACUAUCUCAGAAUAGCUCAAUGUAUAAUUUGAAGUAUACAUGCGAGCAUUAUUCGGAUGAAUUUGUGGCAAAUAGUGAAAUUUUGGAAUAUAUUCAUGGAAAGAAGUUUCUUGCAUAUGUUGAUUUGAAACCAAGAAGUGAGAAGGAAAUAUUUACAUUUAUGGAUUCGAUUGUUAAAUUGGUCGUUAUGAAAGAUAAGGGAUAUAAUUUAUUUGAAAAGGAUUUUCUUGCCAAAGUUGACGAUAUUUCUCGAUAG
Molecule: messenger RNA, 429 nt
Organism: Naegleria gruberi
Lineage: Eukaryota; Heterolobosea; Eutetramitea; Acrasida; Naegleriidae
Exons: 1
Coding region: 1-429 (142 amino acids)
Source: RefSeq, a predicted model, not a curated record